GGCGCUGGCGGGCCCCUUCCUGGCCGAGCCGCUCUUCCGACUGCACCUGCGCACGUUGCUGCUGCUGCCACAUGCGGUGUGCUACGUGGUUCUUGUCAACCUGGUCAACCUGCAGGUACACCGCAUCGCGCUUGCCGCCGACCGCUGCCAGCUGGCGGUGUUCCGAGCGCAGGGUGGCCUCCUUCUCAGCCAGCAGGACAUUGCCAAUGUGGGCGUGUGCGGGGCGGCGCUUGCGGACACGCUGGGUGAUCUGACGGCAACACUGGACGACUUAUCACUAGCUCUACAUGGACGUGGCUGAUCCUCACCAGACCAACCUGACCGCGGGCGUGUGGCAGCUGGGCAACCUCUUCAUAGCGGCAGGCCGGGAGCUGCUGUGGUGGGGCGCCAGCAGGGAGGGAGACAUCGGCUCCCUGCGCCCCUUCCGCUUCCUGCUCUCCAACGGCCCCUGGUCGCUCUUCUCCGCCUACUCCGUCUCCCUGGAUUACCUCACCCAUGCAGCGGGUGUGUGCCUGCAUAUGCCAGCAGUAGAGGGCACAUGUCCAACGCAUUAGAGCAAAGUGUAAGCGUUUACGACAUACACGUACAUUAGCAGCAGCCCCGGUCGCACCCAUACUAGUUUACCCCAUGCAAGACCUGCGUAACCAUUGCUACGGUGCGCCGUAGUCUACCUUGGCUGUUGUAUGCGUCGGCUAUGCGAUGUGCGGUCCUUCGUCCUUGUCCAAGCAGCCGGACCGAAGCAGCACCCCGGCACGUACGUGGCUUAAGCAGGAACUAGCCGACUUGGUCUCGCUUGACGGGUGCAGUCAAAGUGAAAGUAGAAGGCUCUGGGGCCCAUAUCCUGGCAUAUGAAUGGUACAAGGACAG
Messenger RNA from Astrephomene gubernaculifera, 867 nucleotides. The record is from the annotation of a GenBank genome assembly. NCBI's taxonomy places the organism in Eukaryota, Viridiplantae, Chlorophyta, Chlorophyceae, Chlamydomonadales, Astrephomenaceae.